This is a messenger RNA of Candida tropicalis MYA-3404, 987 nucleotides long. RefSeq lists its product as uncharacterized. The transcript has a single exon. The record is from RefSeq and is a predicted model, not a curated record. Bases 1 to 987 code for a protein of 328 amino acids. NCBI's taxonomy places the organism in Eukaryota, Fungi, Ascomycota, Pichiomycetes, Serinales, Debaryomycetaceae.
AUGUUGUUUAGAAACUUUAUCAUUCCUUUCUUGAUUGCUGCUACUACAGUUACUGCUUUCUUGGAUAUUACUACUUCUUUAACCAAAUAUGCUUCAUUUGAUUUCGGUGUUGGUGAUAUCUCCAUUUCUAAAGGUGCUUCAUUCUCUUUGAUUAAUCAAUUUGAUGCUGUUUUCCAAGGUGGUCUUACUAUUGAAAAAGGUUGUGAUUUCUUCCUUGCUUCUAAAGUUAAUGUUCUUAAAGUUGUUAUUGAUAAAGUUUUUGCUAAAGUUGUCAACAAAGGUCUUUGGGUUAUUCUGACUAUUGAAGCUACUAAAGAAUGUAUCAUUAACAUUGCUGGUGCUAAAUUAGAAAAUAUUGGUAACUUGAUUUGUGCUAUUGAAGCUAAAAAAGUUGCUCUUAUCUCCAAGAUUAUUAAAAAUAUUGGUUGUAUUCAUAUUAAACAAGAUAAAUGUACUGAUACUACUGUUGAAUUUGGUUGUUCCGGAGGUAGUAUUGAUAACUCAGGUACUGUUUGUUUCACUAAUUAUAAAGCUAAAGCAUUUGCUUCAAUUAAAGGUUCUGGUUGUAUUGCUAUUGAAAAAGAAUCUCAUUUUGAAAUUGGUGAUUGGAUUUCUAUCGAUAAAGAUCAAACUUUCUACUUGGGUGCUUCUAAAUGUAGUCUUAAAGCUGCUCCAGGUGUUAUUGCUCAAGUUAUUAAAGUUGCUAACUUUGGUAAACAAAAGAGAAUUUCUUUAAACACUCCAUUAGGUGGAAUUUCAAUCUUGAAACAAGCUGCUUUCUCUUAUGAUUCUGGUUCUGGUAUUUUGACUUUAAGAGCUGGUUUGAAAUUACAAAAAUUCUUUAUUGGUAAAGGUUAUGAUGCUUCUAAAUUCUCCAUCUGUAAAGAUGACAACACUGCUAUUGAAUAUAACGGUGAUUGUCCAUCCCCAGGUAGACCACCAGUUUGUCAACAAUGUCCAGAAGCUCCAUCCAUUCCAGAAAAUUAG